GGUAACAAGGACGCAAGUCCUGGACUCGUAACAAAGUGGUGGACCUAUCAAAGCAAAACGCUUGCAGUGUAUACAGUGGCAUCUUAGAGCACGAAUGAAAAAUUCCGACAGCACCAUGCCACCGACUUUGGUUCUGGCGAAGAAAUCGUUAAAGAAGGUUCCACGGGUGGAAGAUGCCCCGCAAUACAAGAGCAUCAAUUUAGAUGAGAAUGACCUUCAGAAGCUUGAUAAUAUCGACUGCUAUCUGAAAAUUGAAAAGCUCUCUCUUAGCAAAAAUCAACUUCUACGAAUGUACGGCGUGUGUCGAUUGCAUUGCUUGCGAGAACUGAAUUUGUCGUUCAAUGGUAUAUUAACCAUUGAGGGACUGAAAGAUUUAGUGCAUUUAACUUACCUAAACCUGGAGUGUAACAACAUUAAGACAAUAGAGCAUUUGAACACUAAUGUAAAUCUACAGACGUUGAACUUGGCAGAGAACAGCAUUACGAGUGUUUCUGAUAUUUCUUCUUUAAAAAAACUGAAGGAUCUUUUUCUGAAUGGAAACAAGAUUUCGCAUUUAAGACAAUGCGAUAAAUACUUACCUACAUCUUUGGAAACGCUAACGCUAGCGAAGAACAACAUUUGCGAUCUCAACGAGAUAUGCACGUUAGCCCACCUUAAUAAUCUUAACAGCAUCACGAUAGCCGACAACCCAUGCGUUCAAAUGGCUGGGAAUGCGGUCGGAUUCGAUUAUCGCCCCUUUGUGCUCAACUGGUGUAUGAGCUUGAAGCAUAUAGAUGGUUUUAUAGUUACUGCCAUAGAAAGUCUAAAAGCCGAGUGGCUAUACAGCCAAGGUCGAGGUCGCCAAUUUCGCGUCGGUGAACAAACCGCUUUAUCACGUUAUUUGAGUAGCGUUUGCCCCCUUUCUGGCGAAGCGUUGGAAAACCAGAAUGAAAGAAAGUUGAGGCUUAUUCUCAGCAAAGCACAACAGCAUCAACGCCAGUUGCAGGAGCAAACUACACAAGGAAGCGAUGUGGCAAGCCAAUCGGUUAACAAUUCCCCUUCAUCGCUACGCCGGAAAGGACAAACCACUCGCAUUCAGUCACCUCGCGUUAUGAGACUUAGUGGACGACAAAACUCCCCAGAUGCGAUGUCUAAUAGCUACCAUGGCAACCUUUCGUCAAAUAACUCCUUGUCCUCUGGUAGUCAAAACGAAAAUUCAGGAGGAAGUUCACAAUUGUUUGAAUUGACUAGAUCAUUGAUCGACAAUAUCACUUCGGAUGAAAACAUUAUGUCACAAAGUUUGGACCCGAAUAUGCUGGCUGCCAACAACGGAGGAGUAGCAAUUUCUACCAGCUCUAUUAUAUCCCGAUCGAUGAACGAAACAGUUGUUUCGAACAAACAACAAACUUCUUCAAAUCACGAUUCAAUACUAUACACUGAUCAUGCACCGUCGUCAUCCUUGCCAAUAAUGUUGAGCGAUGGUCCGCUGACUGCCGCUUCAAAGAUGGUACCGGUGCCGGAGUCUCUGAUGAGUCCUGAUUGCGCUCCCAGUGCAGCAAGUGCAGCCAGCAUUGUUCAACGCAGUUUGCAAAACUGCAAUCAGCAAACUCAACCACAAACUCCCCAAAUACCAAAGGCUCUCAAAAUGAAAGACAUUAAUCGAUCGACGGGUCCAAUUGGUAGUCCUUUUUCAGUUAUGAAGGGAGGGAGUCCACGCAAAACGUCUACCUCUUCUGCGGUAGGAAAUGGAUGUAUACCUGAUUCGCAACCAGUUUCGUCCCAAUCCAAGUGUUUCGUUGAGCCCCCAACUUCUUCGGAAUGUGAUUCAAGCAAUGUUGUCAGCUCUGAUGAUGAAAGCGAAACAGUCCAUGUUGAAAAGCUGCAAAAUAUUCGUCAUAAAAUAGCUCAACAAAAGUUAUCGCCGCAAUGUUGCGUUAAAACCAACGGAAACUUAUCGCAGUCUACAAAAGAAUCGAUAGAUGAUGAAGAAAAGAAAACAGUCGAAAAUUCAGCGAUUUUCAUUCAAAAGUUUUGGCGCGGCUAUAUUGAUCGAAAACGUAUUUGCGGUAUGGUAGAGAAACUGUAUCACAAGCGCACUAACGACCAUAUUAUGCAGUUGACAAAAGAUAUGCAAAUAACUAAGCAUCAAUUAGAGACUGGUCACAAAAUUCAGCAACUGCAAAUGCAAGCUUUGCGGCAGCUGUGGCGAAAGGUUUCAUUGAUUAAUCAAAAUGGAAAAUUCGCUGACUCUUGUGGGCAACGACAAGUUUCCGAAAAAGAAAAUGUAGCUAGAGAGUUUACGCCGGUACGACCGGUAGACAAUUCUCAUGAGAAUGGGGGAACUUCUCUUAAUGAUCUUACCAAAUCUUGUUCGAUGCUAAUGGAUCAAGUACAGCUACUCCAGAGUGCCGUGCAAGAUAUUGUUAGAUGCAUGCAGUUUUUGAUACAGCAGUCAACGCAGUGCAAUAUUGAAACUCAAACGGAUAUCAUUGCGGUACAUUCUCCCCAGGAAGAGGACACUUCUUUCCCGUUCCAAAUAUCGGAUGUACCUAGUAAGAAUCUUAAUUAUUCCAAACAAGGUACAGUAUUAAUGUGCAAGUUGCCAAGACCGUCUACCCUGCCGAUAACAGAAACUUCAACGAAAACUGAUCUGGGUCAGAAAUUAAAUGACGAAGAAUCUAUCUCUGUUGUAUAUGAGAUUGUCCAACCUCAGGCAAAUGUAACGAAAAGUGAAUAUGAAGAAUGUGGAUCUAUGCAAAGAAUAGCUAAAGAGGAAACAACAAUAGCAGACACAAACCAGGACGAGGAGUAAA
This is a messenger RNA of Anopheles aquasalis, 2792 nucleotides long. It is a transcript of the gene Cep97, whose product is annotated as centrosomal protein 97kDa. Gene Ontology annotation, biological process: mRNA splicing, via spliceosome. Gene Ontology annotation, molecular function: U2 snRNA binding; protein binding. The record is from RefSeq and is a predicted model, not a curated record. NCBI's taxonomy places the organism in Eukaryota, Metazoa, Arthropoda, Insecta, Diptera, Culicidae.